Molecule: messenger RNA, 1563 nt
Organism: Rattus norvegicus (Norway rat)
Lineage: Eukaryota; Metazoa; Chordata; Mammalia; Rodentia; Muridae
Gene: Gatd1
Product: glutamine amidotransferase class 1 domain containing 1
Cellular component (GO): extracellular region; early endosome
Source: RefSeq, a predicted model, not a curated record
CUUUGUGUCUCACGCAUGCGCAUUUCACUCCCUGAAGGCGAGCCCUGCCCCACUCCGUCUCUCGCGCAAAUAUCAGCCUGGGUUGUAGCCAUGGCGUCGGAGAGGCUGCCAAGCAGGCCUGCCUGUCUCCUGGUGGCCAGCGGCGCUUCCGAAGGUGUGUCAGCCCAGUCCUUCGUCCACUGUUUCACACUGGCCAGUGCUGCCUUCAACCUACAGGUGGCCACCCCGGGGGGAAAGGCCAUGGACUUUGUGGAUGUGACAGAGAACAAUGCACGUUGGGUACAAGACUUCCGCCUCAAGGCAUAUGCCAGCCCUGCUAAACUUGAGUCCAUUGACGGUGCCCGGUACCAUGCCCUGCUGAUUCCCAGCUGUCCUGGCGCCCUGACUGACCUCGCCAGCAGUGGGUCCCUGGCUCGAAUACUGCAGCACUUCCACUCUGAGAGCAAACCCAUCUGUGCCAUUGGCCAUGGUGUUGCUGCCCUGUGCUGUGCUACCAAUGAAGAUAGGUCCUGGGUGUUCCAGGGCUACAGUCUGACAGGGCCAGUGAGCCCGAUGCCGUGCAUGUGGUGCUGGAUCGCCAUCUGGUCACUGGCCAGAAUGCCAACUCCACUGUUCCCGCUGUUCAGAACCUGCUCUUCCUCUGCGGCGGCCGGAAGUAAGCUUGGAUGCUGUCCUGGUGGUCUAGAGACAAGGACUGAACUCACUGUGGCCUCUUCUUCUGAUCCUUACUCGAUGGGACACAGCCUCCGUUGGGGCCUUGUGGAAUGCUGGAGGCCUCCAGGAAUUAUACCUGCAGUGUCAGCUCUCAUGUAGACUAGACACCUUUCCUCUGUUCCCAGCACAGUGUCCUGGCUGGCCAGGCAGUCCCUCAGAGCUUCAGAUUGAACACGCCAAGAAGAAUCGUCCAUGGGCUGCAGUCAGCUAUGCCGUCUUAGGAUGGGGUGUUGCUCCUCCGUGGCCUUUUGGCUGUUUCUAUCCCGUUAGCUGUUCCUGGGCACCAUGGACAGGACCACAGGCCAGAGCUUUGAAUUCUCAUCUUUCCUUUUUUUUUUUUUUUCUUUUUUUCGGAGCUGGGGACCAAACCCAGGGCCUUGUGCUUGCUAGGCAAGCGCUCUACCACUGAGCUAAAUCCCCAACCCCAUCUUUCCUUUUUUAAACUUGUUUAUUUUUUAUAUUUUCUAUGCAAUGGUGUUUUGCCUGAACAUGUGUCUUUAUGAGGGUAUCUGGUCCCAUAAAAUUAGAAUUACAGACAAUUGUAAACUGCCAUCUAGGUUCUGGGAAUUGAACCCAGUCCUCUUACACCAUUGAGCCGCCAUUUCUCUAGCUCCCCACUGGCUUUUUUUUUUUUUGGCGCGCGCGCGCGCGCGCGUGUGUGUGUGUGUGUGUGUGUGUGUGUGUGUGUGUGUGUGUGUGUGUGUGUGUGUGUGUGUGUGUAUGAGAGAGAGAGAGGGGGGGGGGGGGCAGGGUUUCUCUAGCCUUGUAUUGUAGACCAGGCUGGCCUGGAACUCAGAGAUCUACCUGCCUCUGUCUACUAUAGGCUUCAAUUAAAGGCAUGUACUGUCA